Molecule: messenger RNA, 2754 nt
Organism: Hippoglossus stenolepis (Pacific halibut)
Lineage: Eukaryota; Metazoa; Chordata; Actinopteri; Pleuronectiformes; Pleuronectidae
Gene: tmed9
Product: transmembrane p24 trafficking protein 9
Exons: 5
Coding region: 11-712 (233 amino acids)
Biological process (GO): endoplasmic reticulum to Golgi vesicle-mediated transport; COPI coating of Golgi vesicle; intracellular protein transport
Cellular component (GO): Golgi apparatus; endoplasmic reticulum-Golgi intermediate compartment; endoplasmic reticulum
Source: RefSeq, a predicted model, not a curated record
GGAAGCACGCAUGCGCAGUGGGUCUGUGCCCGGUGUGAACAUGGCGUCUGUCAGGAUGAAGCCGUGCGUGUUGUCGGUUUUACUCCUCCACGUUUUCUCCGGCGUCGUGUCCUCGCUGUAUUUCCACAUCGGGGAGACGGAGAAGAAAUGUUUCAUCGAGGAGAUUCCGGACGAGACGAUGAUCAUCGGAAACUACCGCACCCAGCUGUACGACAAGCAGCGGGAGGAGUACCUGCCGGCCACUCAGGGUCUGGGCAUGUUCGUGGAAGUCAAGGAUCCUGAUGACAAGGUGAUUCUGUCCCGUCAGUACGGCUCCGAGGGGAGAUUCACCUUCACGUCGCACACGCCAGGAGAACAUCAGAUCUGUCUGCACUCCAACUCCUCCAAGUUCUCCCUGUUCGCUGGAGGCCUGUUGAGGGUUCACCUGGACAUCCAGGUGGGCGAGCACGCCAACAACUACGCUGAGAUCGCCGCCAAAGACAAACUGACGGAGCUGCAGCUGAGAGUGCGGCAGCUGGUGGAGCAGGUGGACCAGAUCCAGAAGGAGCAGAACUAUCAGAGGUACCGGGAGGAGCGUUUCCGUCUCACCAGCGAGAGCACCAACCAGCGAGUCCUGUGGUGGUCCAUCGUCCAGACCCUCAUCCUGGUCGCCAUCGGCAUCUGGCAGAUGAGACACCUCAAGAGCUUCUUCGAGGCCAAGAAGCUGGUGUAACCCCUCUGUGUGUGUCUGUGUGUGAGUGUGUGUGUCAGAGAGUGUGUGUGUGUGUCUGUGUGAGAGUGAGAGUGUGUGUGUGUGGUCUCUACUGAUGAAUUACUGAGCGGCGGCGGCGGCUGCUGUCGGGAGGAAAAACUGCUGAGGAGAUGUGACACAUGAGAAUCCAGCAGCACAAUUUGGCUUGAAAACAACAUUUUCAUCAUCAUCAUUAUUAUUGUUGUUGUUAAUGUUCUUGUUUCCUCACACACUGUUUGUAACGAGCCCUUCACGUUUGCAGCAGACGAUCAGGUGUCAGAUACGUUUGAUUUCUUUAAUUUAAGUUCAGCAGUAGGACAAAUUAGUCUGCGUCAGUCGGGAAGUUAAAACCGUGUGUUUCACAGUUCUGCAAUUUUCUUUUAUUAUUAUUGUAAAUUGUCCCUUUUUCUUUGGUGUUACUUACUCAAAGUACUUGACGUGUUACUGGCCACUAGAGUUUAUAUGAACUUUCACUUUGAAACUGUUGAUUGACUCCUUGGUCCCUGAGUGACGGCUGGAACUAGAAUCUGGAUUCAUCUGUAGAAGAGUUGGACAGGUUUUUGUUUUUGUAUCUUCACCGGAUCAGAUGAUUUCAUAAACUAAAUAAAAUGAGGUGAAAUGUUGAAGCUCACGAUUUUGUUGAUUAAGAUGAAUAUGAUAGAAAGUCUUGUUUAACUCUGCAUACAAAGAGAUUAGAAGCGGUGUGAAAUAUACUUGAUGUUAAUGAUUUGUUCACAGUUUAUAUUAGCAGGAUUAAAACGUGAUCAUCAGGCAGCAGAUCAGGGAUGAAUCAGAACUGUUUAACUUAAAAAAAUAUAUUGAUUUAAAAGUUCAGAUUUUGCAGUUUAAACUAAAAACAGAUCAACUCAUUAAAAGUAUUGUUUGAAGCACAAAUGCUGAAUAUUUGAUGGUUAAAUCUCCUCAAAUUUAUGGAUUUGAUUGUUUUCUCCGUUACACACUUAAAUAACAAACCCCUGACGUAACCUUCUGCUGUCGGACAUCGUGAUCGGUGUUCGUUAACCUGAAGUGAAGUUUUUCUGAUAAAUCUGAGAAAGAUUUGCUCAGAUUAUCAGACACAUCCUCUUAAUAAAUGUCUUCAGACCGUUUUCGCUCCAGUGCUAACAUCAGACUUCGUGUUCGUUCAGCAGCUCAGGUUGAUUCACAGUUUGAUGUUUGAGGAUCUGGGACAUCUUUUACAGUGUGAGACGCUGGUUAAAUCCCGUGAUCAUGAUGCAGUAAACUCUGGAUCAGGUGAAGAUGCUCCCGGUUCAGCAGGCGGAGGUGUUUUUAGUGUUUUAUUCUUUCAGCCUGACUCAGUGAUAUUCUACCAAAACCUUUUUUCUGUUUGUUACUUUGUUCAACUGAGUGAAUCUACAUUUUGUACAGUGUCCAGAGUGAAUGUACCUUUCUGUUCAUCUGAGUCUGGUGUUUAAAUUAUUAUCUGAAUAAUUGGGCUCGUUAAGACGUCCGUUCUUCCUGUCAGAGGAACAUUGUCUCCAUAUUUUUAUCAGAUGGUUUAUUUGUUGACUUAUUGUCGACCAACAAGGUUUAGAAAUUCCACACGCUGUUUCUCCUGUAUUAAGUCAGCUCAGUUUCCAUAUUAAUUUUAAUGAUAUAUAUAUCUCGUAUCUGAGUCCAUCACCAGCUCAGACGACCUUUUCUCACUUCAGCUGCAGAAAGACAGAAAUAUAAAUCAUGAAAUUAAACCACUUCAAGUUCUCAGACUCUUCACUGAGCAGAAUCCUCAAAGUCCUGAGGCUCCGAACGCUUGGCGACAAGUUUGUUCAGUGAAACUGUUUCUGAGGAACAAGUGAAAACGUUUCUCUUCCUCCUCAGUUUUCUCUUCAUGUUGUUUUGUUCUCUGGUGGUUUGUGUUAAACAGGUGAAUGUUGCUGGAACGAUUUUUUAGAUUUUGAAUCAGCGGUGAAAAGGGGCAUGAAUUAAUUUUAUUUUCAGAGAUUCUGUCCGUGUGAAAUCAGUCGGAAAAGUUGCACUCGAAAUAAAGUUUGUCAAAUUUGGUUUAA